AUGUCCUCGUUUACGCUUUUUGCUCCACUUCAACUCAUUGCCUGGACACAGCUUAACUGCACCGGAGAUUUCGGUGUCACCCAAUUCACUGACUCGGUUCUGGCACGAAAUAUCUCCAACGCCUACAUUUCUCGCAGUCUACAACUUAAUCGCUCAUUGACACAGCAGGAGCAAUUGGAUAUAUCCGUCACGAGUAACUUCAAUUCCUGGUACUCCAACAAAGACCAGCUGUACUACAACAGUGCAUCCUGUAGCAACUUUUGGCAGACCUAUUACGCCGUGAAUGGAACCACCGCAUGUUAUAACACGCCCCCAUUUACCUGUCACCGGUUGUGGAACAACCCAGGAUUGCCCAUGAUACUUAGUAAAUGA
Molecule: messenger RNA, 372 nt
Organism: Penicillium arizonense
Lineage: Eukaryota; Fungi; Ascomycota; Eurotiomycetes; Eurotiales; Aspergillaceae
Exons: 2
Coding region: 1-372 (123 amino acids)
Source: RefSeq, a predicted model, not a curated record